UCCUCCAUUAACUGAACUAAACAACCUCUCUUAAACUGAAACUCUGAAACCAACCUCCGCCACCAUCUGCAACUCUCUGCACUGUCCCCGCUUCCUUCCACGGCCACGGCGGCGGCCAUCGCCGCCGUCGGCGAUCUCGCCCUGCUCCAUCCCGCUCUCCCGUUUCCAAUCCCCCAACCGGAGCAGAAAUGGCCAUCUCCUCCGCCCUCUCCUUCCUCUCCGAUCGCAAGCGCCCUAUCGUUGUUUCCGUCUUCCUCUUCCUCCUCCUCUCAUCCCUCUUCCUCCUCUUCAGCCCCGCACCUGCCGCGCUCCCUUUCUUCUCCUUCCCCUCCUCUCACCUCUCCUCCUCCUCCUCCUCUCCUAUCGCCGCCACGCCGCCACCCCUGACUCCAGUUUCCGUCCCCGCCAACGCAUCUUCACCGGAGACCCCAGUUGACGCGUCCGGUGGGAGCAACGCUGGCGCCACCGCACCCACCAGGGACGCUCCUCAGCCAGAUCGCAGUCGGAGCACGCCCCCUGCCGCCGUCGGAGUGCGUGGAUCGGCGGGCACCAACGGAACCAGCAGGGGCGUCUCGGCCGGCGGCGAUGGAGCAGGAGCAGCAGCGGCGGCGGCGGCAGGUGUGGCGGUGCCGUCGUGGGAGGUGUGCGAGGUGGGGAAGGGAGUGGUGGCCGCGGACUACAUACCGUGCCUGGACAACGUGAAGGCGGUGAAGGCGUUGAAGUCGCUGCGUCACAUGGAGCACCGGGAGCGCCACUGCCCGACGGCGCCGAGGCCGAGGUGCCUCGUGCCGCUGCCCACGGGGUACCGGUCACCCUUGCCGUGGCCGCGCAGCCGUGACAUGAUUUGGUACAAUAAUGUCCCUCAUCCAAAGUUAGUGGAAUACAAGAAGGACCAGAACUGGGUUAGGAAGUCUGGCAAUUAUUUUGUUUUCCCUGGAGGUGGAACUCAAUUUAAAGCUGGUGUGACUAAAUACAUUCGAUUUAUUCAACAGAUCAUGCCAAACAUUGAAUGGGGGACCCAUACAAGAACUGUUCUGGAUGUUGGAUGCGGUGUUGCCAGCUUUGGUGGAUACUUGCUUGACAGGAAUGUCAUUACUAUGUCUGUUGCACCCAAAGAUGAGCAUGAAGCUCAGAUACAGUUUGCUCUCGAACGUGGAAUUCCAGCAUUGUUGGCAGUGAUUGGAACACAAAAACUUCCAUUCCCUGAUAAUUCAUUUGAUGUGAUCCAUUGUGCAAGGUGUAGGGUCCACUGGUAUGCUGAUGGUGGAAAACCAUUAUUAGAGCUUAAUAGAGUGCUCAGGCCUGGAGGAUACUACAUCUGGUCUGCAACUCCUGUAUAUCGUCGUGGCAAAAGAGAUGAAGACGACUGGAAUGCGAUGGUUACUCUGACCAAGUCAAUUUGCUGGAGGACAGUAGUAAAAUCUAAGGAUGUUAAUAGGAUUGGUGUUGUUAUAUAUCAGAAGCCAACCUCAAAUUCUUGCUACUUUGAGAGAAAACAGAAUGAACCACCCCUAUGCCCUAGUAGGGAAGGAUCACAUUCCCCUUGGUAUGCACCACUUGAUAGUUGCCUCUUGUUACCUGCUGUGUCAAGUUCAGGUGAAGGAAACAGCUGGCCCAUUUCCUGGCCAGAAAGGCUUAACAUCAAAUACUCAACUAUAUCUGACAACGCUUCUACUCAGUUUUCUCAAGAAAAAUUUGAUUCUGACACAAAGCACUGGAAGGACCUUGUUUCAGAAGUAUAUUUCAAUGAGUUUGCAGUUAAUUGGUCUACCGUUCGCAAUGUCAUGGAUAUGAAUGCUGGUUUUGGAGGAUUUGCGGCGUCACUCAUCCACAAACCUUUGUGGGUUAUGAACGUUGUACCUUUUGAUCAUCCAGAAGCCUUGCCUAUCAUUUUCAACAGAGGUUUGAUUGGGGUAUAUCAUGACUGGUGUGAAUCUUUUAAUACAUAUCCCCGGACCUAUGAUCUUGUUCACAUGAGUUAUCUCCUUCAGGGCCUCACAAAUAGGUGUGAUAUCAUUGAAGUAGCAGCAGAAAUUGAUAGGAUACUUAGACCUGGAAAAUGGUUCGUGUUGCAAGAUACUGAGCAAGUGAUUAGAAAAAUGGAUCCAGUUCUUCGCUCUUUGCACUACAGGACUGCAAUUGUGAAGCAACAAUUUCUUGUCGCUACAAAGGGCUUCUGGCGCCCAUACAGUGCAGGUUCUGAGUCAAGAUGAUUCAUGCUUCGUCUUCUGUUGCUGUUAGUAAAAAUCAAACAACUGAUUUGAUUCUUUAAAUUCUAAUUACAUGGAUUCUUCGCAUAGCAUAGAUGACACAAAUUAGCCCCAUAUCAACGGUGAGUUCAUUCCCUCUGUUUGUAGUUAGCAGUCCAUAUUAACCAUCGGGCUUACUGAGUUGAUUCUUUUGUUUCCGUUUUGUUGUGUACAAAUUAAAGAACUUAUGGCUACAGCAAUAGCCAAUAGGUUAGCAAUAACAGAUUGUGGAUUUUGAAAGCAUGUCUUGAUUAUUCAUUGGUAUUUACCUUCGUAUA
This is a messenger RNA of Oryza sativa Japonica Group (Japanese rice), 2527 nucleotides long. Its product is annotated as probable methyltransferase PMT23. Gene Ontology annotation, cellular component: trans-Golgi network; endosome; cytoplasm. Lineage: Eukaryota; Viridiplantae; Streptophyta; Magnoliopsida; Poales; Poaceae. The record is from RefSeq and is a predicted model, not a curated record. Gene Ontology annotation, molecular function: methyltransferase activity.